Messenger RNA from Monoraphidium neglectum, 1386 nucleotides. Its product is annotated as 26S proteasome regulatory subunit T2. NCBI's taxonomy places the organism in Eukaryota, Viridiplantae, Chlorophyta, Chlorophyceae, Sphaeropleales, Selenastraceae. The record is from RefSeq and is a predicted model, not a curated record. Gene Ontology annotation, molecular function: ATP hydrolysis activity; proteasome-activating activity; ATP binding. The coding region runs from base 1 to 1386 and encodes 461 amino acids. Gene Ontology annotation, cellular component: proteasome regulatory particle, base subcomplex. The transcript has 12 exons. Gene Ontology annotation, biological process: proteasome-mediated ubiquitin-dependent protein catabolic process.
AUGGGGCAGAACCAAUCAGCUCCUGGAGGCCCUGGGGGUUCAGACAAAAAGAAGGAUGGACAGGAAAAGAAGAAGAAGUGGGAGCCCCCUGCGCCCCCACCACGCGUGGGCAAGAAGCAGAAAAAGCGCGACGCGGCAGCCUCCCUCGGCACCAAGCUGCCGACGGUAACGCCCAGCACGCGCUGCAAGCUGCGGCUGCUUAAGCUGGAGCGCAUCAAAGACUACCUGCUGAUGGAGCACGAGUUUGUGCAGAACCAGGAGCGCCUCAAGCCGCAAGACGAGCGCAAUGAGGAGGAUCGGUCAAAGGCGAGUGCCGCACGGCUUGAACAAGGGGUCGCGCAGGCUCAUGGUGCAGCGGUGGAUGACCUGCGCGGAUCUCCCCUCAGCGUUGGGUCCUUGGAGGAAAUCAUUGAUGAGAACCAUGCCAUCGUGUCGAGUGCCGUGGGCCCCGAGUACUACGUCACCAUCCUGUCGUUCGUGGACAAGACACAGCUGGAGCCCGGCUGCAGCGUGCUGCUCCACAACAAGGUGAUGUCUGUGGUGGGCAUUCUGCAGGACGAGACCGACCCCAUGGUGUCAGUCAUGAAGGUGGACAAGGCACCCACCGAGUCUUACGCGGACGUGGGUGGCCUUGAGAACCAGAUCACUGAGAUCAAGGAGGCCGUGGAGCUGCCCCUCACACACCCAGAGCUGUACGAGGACAUCGGCAUCAAGCCACCCAAGGGUGUCAUUCUGUACGGGGAGCCCGGCACCGGCAAGACGCUGCUGGCCAAGGCUGUGGCCAACAGCACCAGCGCCACCUUCCUGCGCGUGGUGGGCUCGGAGCUCAUCCAGAAGUACCUGGGGGACGGCCCCAAGCUGGUGCGUGAGCUGUUCCGUGUGGCGGACGAGAUGGCCCCCAGCAUCGUCUUUAUAGAUGAGAUCGAUGCCAUUGGCACCAAGCGCUACGACAGCCACAGCGGGGGGGAGCGCGAGAUUCAGCGAACCAUGCUUGAGCUCCUCAACCAGAUGGACGGGUUUGACGCGAUGAGCGAGGUCAAGGUCAUCAUGGCCACAAACAGGAUUGAGACCCUGGACCCGGCUCUGAUCCGCCCCGGCCGCAUUGACCGCAAGAUUGAGUUCCCACUGCCUGAUGCCAAGACCAAGCGCCGCAUCUUCUCCAUCCACACAAGCCGCAUGACGCUGUCGGAGGAUGUCAACUUGGAGGAGUUUGUCAUGGCCAAGGAUGAGCUGAGCGGCGCCGACAUCAAGGCGGUGUGCACAGAGGCCGGCCUGCUCGCGCUACGGGAGCGGAGGAUGCGCGUGACGCAGGCGGACUUCCGCAAGGCCAAAGAGAAGGUGCUCUACAAGAAGAAGGAGGGCGUGCCGGAGGGACUUUACAUGUGA